UCUGUGUUUAAUUUCAUACAUUUAAGGAAUACACCGCCUUAAACAGAGUUUGCCAAAAAGAAAAGCAGGAUUUAUGGCUAAAUCAUAUGACCCAAUAGCACCCAUAGCGGAAGAAAUCAGUCAAGAAGCAUCUCUCUUAUGUUUUGAUGAAUUUCAGGUCACUGACAUCGCUGAUGCCAUGAUUUUGAAACAGCUUUUUGAAAAUCUGUUCAAAAAUGGGGUCGUCGUUGUGGCAACAUCCAACAGACCACCGGAAGAUCUUUAUAAAAAUGGGCUCCAAAGGGCUAAUUUUGUGCCGUUUAUAGCUGUCCUAAAGGAAUAUUGUAAUACGAUCCAGCUAGAUUCUGGAAUAGAUUACCGGAAAAGAGAACUCCCGGCUGCAGGAAAACUCUACUACCUGUAAGGUGUUUUUUGUUUGUUUGUUUUGUUUGUAUGGAUGUGUGUUGUGUGUGUGUGUGUGUGUGUGUGUGUGUGUGUGCUUAGUUUAAUUUUCCAAGUUUAGAAUCUAAUAACUUAUCAGGAGAAGAUAAGGAAAAUAAGCAUUUUAAAUAUUAGAACCUGACAGAGUAGUGCUGAAUCUCAUGAUUUUUAAACAACAUGUUAUUCUUUAAACUGAGAUUUUGCCAUCCGUAUUUGCAUCAUUUAUAAUGUGUGAUUGAGUGAAAACCUAAUUAGUUUUGCGGGGAGGAGAGAUGACAGAUGGCUAGAAAGUAAUGAGUAUCCUCUUAGAAGAGGCUGUGAUAUUAAGAAAAUAUCUUUAACUUGCUAAAGUAAUUAAUUAUUUGUGAAUAUCAUCUAACAAGUAUGCCAUUUCCAUUCCCCCAAAAUUGUUGUUUUAUUUUGUCAGACAAUCUGUUUGUAUUUAUCAUUGUUGAUUGAC
This is a messenger RNA of Castor canadensis (American beaver), 880 nucleotides long. NCBI's taxonomy places the organism in Eukaryota, Metazoa, Chordata, Mammalia, Rodentia, Castoridae. The record is from RefSeq and is a predicted model, not a curated record.